Molecule: messenger RNA, 1264 nt
Organism: Chaetomium fimeti
Lineage: Eukaryota; Fungi; Ascomycota; Sordariomycetes; Sordariales; Chaetomiaceae
Exons: 2
Coding region: 316-1017 (233 amino acids)
Source: RefSeq, a predicted model, not a curated record
GCCAUGGCUCCAAAUUUAAGCGGCCCACCUGCGUCAGGGAAGUGUGAGGGGUGGGAGACUUGUGGUACGCAACGCUGAUCUGGCGGGAGCUCCUUCCACCAUUCCCCAGUCGGAGUCCGCUUGGUCACUUAUACCUGCCUUCCCCCUUUGAGUCAGGUGCUCAAAGCUUCCCCUCCGUCUGCCACACUCAAAGCAUUUGCUUGCCCGAUUGUUCCUGCUGCGCCUGUCUAUCAUCCCGAUUCAGAUCGCUUUCGAUCAACCAAAUCCACCCAAAAACUAUCCGUAAAUCCGUCCGAGCCACACAACCCCAUCGCCAUGUCAUCACGACUUACAGCUCCCGUGUCCCAACUUGCCCGCUGCUUCAGCACCACACCCGCCGUGGCCCGGCCGAGCCACCUUCUCAACCAUGCAUCAAAAGCAGCUGCGGCAGCCACCGGCGCGGGCAGGAUAACCAAGCCCGCCGUUGACGAGCCCUCCGAACGUCAACACUCCACGGCCGCCACGACCCCCCACCGCCCUCUUGUCCCCAAAACCACCCCCGCCAUGACCACAAAAACAAUCCCCUUCAUGCAAACCUUCCACCACUCGGCCCCCAAACCCAUCGCACCCACCUUCAGCACCAUCGACCGCGCCAUCCUGCCGGACCUCUUCGAACCCACCACCGGCACCACGGACCCCUACGCACACAUCCGCGUCCCCCUCCUCCCGGACAACGCCUCCCCCUCGCCGCUGCACUUCCGGCAGCCGGAAGCCGCCGACGAGCCGCUGCGGCAGCCCGAGAUCCUGGUCGUGGCGGCCGACCCGUCGCGCGUGCUGCCCGCCGCGCUGACCGAGGUCGAAGGGAUGGGGGUCGAUGGUGUCGAGCUGGGCUUCGCGCAUCUCUUGGGUAGGGAGGCGGAGGCGGAGGAGAGUUAUGAGAUGGGCGCGGGCAUGAUUCGUGAUCUGUGGAGGGGUAUGGUUGAUGAUGUGCUCGGCCCGGCGGGGAGGAAUGGGGGGAAGGGGGCUGCGCCCGCUUGAGCUUGAAUUAGGGGGUGCCUGGGGUUGGGUGACGGUGGUGAGCGGUGAUUUUUGGGGGGAGAGAAAAUGGGUUUCUAGCUUAGGUGGUGGGAAGUGCAUGAUUUGUUGUUGUUGUUGCUGUAUGGCAUGACGAUAUUACUAUGGUUGUAAUUGCUCCACUUGAAAGGCGGGCCCAGUGCUCAACCGCGGGCUUUCUUCAGGCUGUUUUAUUUCACAUUCGCCACGGACCGAGUCUCAGAAUGCAGAA